Molecule: messenger RNA, 615 nt
Organism: Papaver somniferum (opium poppy)
Lineage: Eukaryota; Viridiplantae; Streptophyta; Magnoliopsida; Ranunculales; Papaveraceae
Product: N-terminal acetyltransferase A complex catalytic subunit NAA10-like
Exons: 1
Coding region: 1-615 (204 amino acids)
Biological process (GO): N-terminal peptidyl-glutamic acid acetylation
Cellular component (GO): NatA complex
Molecular function (GO): protein-N-terminal-glutamate acetyltransferase activity; protein N-terminal-serine acetyltransferase activity
Source: RefSeq, a predicted model, not a curated record
AUGGUUUGCAUCAGAAAAGCAACACUUGCAGAUAUACCAGAGAUUGCAGCUUGUGAUUUGGUUUGUUUUCCGAGUGAAGACCCAGGCGUGUGUUUCUCUUUUUUCAAUGAUUCUAUACUCUCACCACUUAUAGUUGUUUAUGUCGCUGAAUAUGGUGGUCGUAUUGUUGGAUAUGUUGUUUCUAUGAUGUUAGAAAAAAAACCAGAAGAAGAAGACGAAGAGGAAGAAGCAGCAGCAGCAGAAGAAGAUAUUCAGGGUUAUAUUGACUAUUUAGGUGUUCAUCCGACUUGCCGUAAAUUAGGCAUUGCAGCCAAACUCAUGGAUGCUGCUCAGAACGCUUUGGUGCAAGAAUAUGGUUGUGAGUGUGUCUUUCUUCAUGUUCGUCCAAGUAAUCAUGCUGCAAUCAAUCUUUAUACCAAAGUACUAGGGUAUAAAUUCCAUUACACUGAAGCAGAGUUCUAUGAUGAUGGGGAAGAUGCUUAUGUCAUGAAGAAACAACUUCCAGGAAAACAGCCAGAUCACCUUGUUCUUGGAUUUAGACAUGGUGGUGGAUGCUUCUGGAGUGAAUCCAACGCCGAGUUGCUGGGGCUACUUGACAGACUAGAAAUAUGUUAG